AUGUCUGACAUCCUACUCGACUCCCUUCCUUAUUAUGAUCACGAUCUGGAGGAGCCAACUGGGACCCUAAAACAGUUGGUCAAUGCGGAGAUAACCAAGGAGCUUCAGAGUGUCCAGCACGUAGGGGAUGACCCUCGUCUGCCACCUCUCAUCCAGUUGUUUACGGUGCAAAAACCCAUGCUGGCUGCAGAGCUCGAACGUGUUGAACGAGGAGAGCCGCUUCCCCCACUCGAUAUGACGCGCCAUCAACUACCAGCACCAGCAGACCAAGCAAACGCGACAGAGGAGGAGUGGCAAAAGUCCUUGCAAAAUGCAAAAGCUCAUUGGAGCACCAACGCCGCAGUGAACCUAUCGCUGUUGCAAACUUAUGGUGCCAACUCCUGGAAGGUCCACAACUUCUUGCUAGAAGAGGACGCCAAGAGGGUCGAAAAGGCUCUUGAGGUCACCAAGGAGCAGAGCACCGAGGUCAACCGUGCUCGCAAGAACGCUCAGCUCACUGCAGGUGCCCAACUCACCGCUCUCGAAAACAAGUGGACAGAGCUCAUUUCACGAAACUUGCAAAUCAGCAUGGCCAAUCUAGCGCUCGAAGCAAUCUAA
This is a messenger RNA of Rhizoctonia solani, 597 nucleotides long. RefSeq names its product Breast carcinoma amplified sequence. The coding region runs from base 1 to 597 and encodes 198 amino acids. Gene Ontology annotation, cellular component: precatalytic spliceosome; Prp19 complex; catalytic step 2 spliceosome. The transcript is spliced from 5 exons. Gene Ontology annotation, biological process: mRNA processing. The record is from RefSeq and is a predicted model, not a curated record. NCBI's taxonomy places the organism in Eukaryota, Fungi, Basidiomycota, Agaricomycetes, Cantharellales, Ceratobasidiaceae.